Molecule: messenger RNA, 342 nt
Organism: Chondrus crispus (carragheen)
Lineage: Eukaryota; Rhodophyta; Florideophyceae; Gigartinales; Gigartinaceae
Exons: 1
Coding region: 1-342 (113 amino acids)
Source: RefSeq, a predicted model, not a curated record
AUGCCCCUUCGCCAGAGCACACUGGGAUUCCGCCCGAGCCUGCAGAUACCAACAGCCUUCCACAUUAUGCCCAACAGCAAUAUGGACUGCAGCAGGACUACUACGAUGCACAGUUUUCAAAUCAGCCCCUACACCGAGUACCACCACCCAGGCAUCCUUUGGACCAGAACGGGCAAUCACAUUACGCUUACCAAGACCAGUACCCGCCACAACAGGGCCGACCACAUUCUCAAGGGCAGAAUGCCUACCAGACUUACAUACCAUUUCGGUAAAUCCUGGCUGCAUCAGUGCGGCACACGCGCAAGGAAAAACACUUUAUCUUCCUUUUCCAAUCACCUUUGA